ACUUGUUAUUGUUAUUAUGUGUUUGUACUAAAUAAAUUAACAUACUAUAUUUACAACCGGAUAUUGAAACACAAUUUUUUUUUUUUUUUAGAACAAAUGUUCUAUCAAUUUGUUCUGUUAAUAUCAAAGUUCAGAGUUGAUAUACACAGUGGAUAAAAAUUUAUUUCUACUAUGUAGUAAUAAUUUCAUUUGUAAAAUUGUCAAACAUUCAAAUCUAUUAAUCAAUUUUUAUAUAGCUAAACAAUAACAACAAUGUAUAGUUAGAGCAAUAAGGCAAUUAUUUUGAAGUUGGCAUUUUCAAGUUGCUUGGCAACGUCAACAUUUAAAGUUGCCAACAUGUUGGCGUCAUGAUAUUUCUCUUACAAUGCCGGCAGUUUGCCUACCGAUUGCGUUAUAUACACAAGGUGUUAGGUGUAUUUUGAACAUGGGACUUCCUGAUAUAGAAAGCAUACCCGAUACUGGAGCAGUAUUUACUCUAGGAAAAAGCCGAUUUGCUGAUAAUAUUGCAUCUCAUUUUUUCAUUCGAAAAGAUCCUGUUGUCAGUGUAAAUUGUGGAGAUGAACAUUCAGCAGUAGUUUGUCAAAGCGGUAGGCUUUUCGUCUUUGGAAGCAAUAAUUGGGGUCAACUGGGUCUCGGUCACAAGAACCACGUCAGCAAGCCUUCGUGCGUAAAAAGUUUAAAACCAGAAAAAGUAACACAUGUGGCAUGUGGAAGAGCACACACACUCAUUUGUACAGAUAAUCAAAAGAUUUUUUCAUGUGGAAGUGAUCAAGAAAGUCAACUUGGUCGUGGAAAUGUUGGAUUAGGUGAUAGUUCAAGUACACCAGUUUUAGUAUAUGAUUGUGGUUCUAGUGGAAAAAAAAUUCUACAAAUUGCAGCUGGAACACAACACUCACUUGCUUUAACAAAUGAUGGUAUGGUACUUGCAUGGGGCAGUAAUUUAGAAGGACAAUUAGGUCUAUCUGGUACAUCUGGUCUUAUUAAUAAACCAACAGAAGUUCCAAUGCCUGAACCAAUCAAACAAAUAAGUGCAGGAUAUUAUCAUUCAGCUUUUUUAACUGAAAGUGGAAGUGUUUAUGUUUGUGGAGAAACAGAGAGUGGUAAACUUGGUAUUCCAUUAGAUUUUAUGACGCAAGUUGCCCCAAAGCAAAUGCAAUUAAAUGUAUCAGUAAUUAAUGUUGCAUGUGGUGGACAUCAUACAUUAAUUCUUGGAGAAAAUGGAUGUAUUUAUGGUACUGGAAGUAAUACUAAUGGACAAUUGGGUCUUGGAUUAGAUAUCCAAGAAAUACAAACAGCUCAAGAGCUUACUUGUGAUGCUUUAAAAAAUGAAAAUAUUAUUCAUAUUAGCUGCGGAGAAAGCCAUUCAGCUGUAGUUACAGAAUCAGGAAAAUUAUUUAUAUGUGGUGAUGGACGUUAUGGAAAAUUAGGAGUAGAAGAAAAUGAUAAAAAUAUAUAUGAAUUAACAUACACGAUAAAGUAUCAAGAACUUUUUAUAACAAAUGUUGCAUGCGGUGGUUGUCACACAAUUCUUGUUGGUCAAAGACGAGAGUCAAUAAAUAAUGAAGAAUUCAAUGAUAUGAAAACUACUGCUUUACCACCACUCAAAUUAUUACCAACAACACGAUUAGAAAAUGACAUAUCUCAAACAGAAAUAGAAAGCUCAAAUUACAAAGAUAAUGAAAAAGAAGAAAAUGAAAAAAAUAAAAUAGAAUUAUCGGAUAAACCAAUGAAUGGUAAUAGCAAUAUUGAUGAUGAAUUGGAAAAUUUAAAAAAACCAGAAUCUCCUAAAAAUUCAUCAGAUUAUGAAGAGUCAAUACCAAUAGAAUCAACGAAAUUAACACAAGAUUCAAUGAUGAGUGAAAAAAAUAAUGCUAUUAAUGAUAAUUUGUCAAAUUUAAAUACUGAAUCAACAAUUGAUAAUAAAAAAGAUGAUGAAAGACCAAAAUCUUCUAAAUCAAUUACUCAAAAUGUCAUUGAAGAUGAAGACGUAAAUGAAGAAAAAAUUAAUGAAAAUAAUAUUGAAGAAUCAUCGAUUGUAGAAAAACCAGAUUGUCCACCAAUGUCUGUAGAACAAGAAAAAACACCACGACAAAAUAGUGGUGAAAGUAAAUCUUCGUCUCAUCAUUCAAUAGCUCCAUCAUCAACAAAUGAAUCAAUAAAAAGUAUUACUAAUAAUGCUGAAGAAAAAGAACCAUCUAUAAAAAGUGCAUCAAAUGUCAAUCAUGAAGAUGAUAAAAAAAGUAUAAAUUCACAUGAAAUAAAUGGUCAUAAAAAAUCAGCAGGGAGUAAUAAAAGUCAAUCAAAUAAAUCAAAUGCUAAUACUGAUGAUACAAUGCCACUUGAAACAACUGCAGAAAAAAUUGUUGAAAAAAUUGAAAGUACAAUUGAUAAAACUGUUGAAAAAGUUGAAGAAAAAAUUGAUAAAACUGUUGAAAAAGUUGAAGAAAAAAUUGAUACAAUUAAUCAUAAUGUAGAUAUUGUUGGAUCAACAAUAGCACAAGCAGGUGUAAUGGCAAAAAUAUUUAAAAAUAAAAAACAAGAAGUUGAAAAUAUUAUCAACACUACAAUUUCAAAACCAAAGUCGAAAACAUGCAAUAUCCUGUGAUUUACAAAGAAUGCAAGGUGUCCAGUUCUAAUACUUGAAUAAUUUUACUUAUAAAUCUAUCUUAAUUAUGAGCUUGAGAACAAAAUGAAAGUAUGAUUUUAAGAAAUAACAUUACUAAAUAAACCAAUGAAAAUUGUCAAUAAUUGCGUUUUGAAUUUUAAUAACAAUUAAAAUAUUAUUCAUUAAUUUUUAAAAUGAUCUAUGAAUAAUUCCAUAAGAAUUUUUGUGUGUUAAAUAAUUAAAUAGGAUAGAUUCAAAGUUUUUUUUUUUAUAAGCAACUUGUUUCAUUUAGAAGAAGCAUAUAUUUUCUAAAAGCAAAUGAAUAAUUCAUAUAAAUUACAAACAUUGAAAUAUUAUUAUUUGUAUUAUUAUCAUUAUUUACUAAUUAUAAUAAUAAUCAUUCAUUAUUAUUGCAACCAAUUAUUAAAUAAUGUGACAGCUCUUUUCCUCCGUUAUUAUAUAUUUUUCUUCAUGAGAUCUUUUAAAUAUUUCCUACUUUAAUCAACUUGGAUAAAUGUCUACAAUAUAAAAUAAUAAAUGUAUUGUAUAAAGUUUAAAACGUUAGAUAAAUCUGUUGUUUAAAUAAGACGUAGUUUAUCAAACAAAUAUAUAAAAAAAUAUUUUAUCCAAAUGAAUUAAUCACAGCUUUAUAUUUAUGAUAGCAUUUAUAAACAAUUAUUACAUAUUGCAUAUUAUUUUACAAGGCAUCAUCUCAUGUCCUUCGUGGUUGAAAAAAUAUAUAAUUAUCAAAGCUUAAUUGUCGUUAUUUUAAAGAAAAUUUAAAGUAUAAUUUUGUUUAUUUAUUUAAUUUUAUUAAAAUAUUUUCUGAUGGAAUUUUAAACUAUUGUUUUAAAUACAUUUUUUCAUAAUUGAGAUUAGAAUAAUAAUUAUUAUAAUUGUUUAUAAAUACUUGUAUAUAAUUUUAAU
This is a messenger RNA of Aphidius gifuensis, 3532 nucleotides long. RefSeq names its product X-linked retinitis pigmentosa GTPase regulator. The coding region runs from base 365 to 2605 and encodes 746 amino acids. The transcript has 11 exons. Lineage: Eukaryota; Metazoa; Arthropoda; Insecta; Hymenoptera; Braconidae. The record is from RefSeq and is a predicted model, not a curated record.